Molecule: messenger RNA, 3650 nt
Organism: Amphibalanus amphitrite
Lineage: Eukaryota; Metazoa; Arthropoda; Thecostraca; Balanomorpha; Balanidae
Product: natural resistance-associated macrophage protein 2-like
Exons: 12
Coding region: 373-2190 (605 amino acids)
Biological process (GO): metal ion transport; manganese ion homeostasis; response to manganese ion
Cellular component (GO): apical plasma membrane
Molecular function (GO): manganese ion transmembrane transporter activity; cadmium ion transmembrane transporter activity; iron ion transmembrane transporter activity
Source: RefSeq, a predicted model, not a curated record
GGCGUCGCUGGGGGAGGAGAGGGAGGGGGCGAGGAGGACCGUGUGCCCUUGUAGCACGGAGACACGGCGCGCCGUUCCGACCCAGCCGGGCGAGCGGGCCAGCGCGCGGCGCGUCGGGCCAGCGCGGCGGCCGGGCUCUGGCGAGUGAUGAGAUGCCGCCGGCAGUCAGUCGGUGAGCGGCGCUGGCGGUGGCGUGGCGUGAGGGGUGUUUGUGUGAAUGGGACCGCGCUGUGUUGUUUUUAGUUCGUGCGACCUUUGAACUCAAGUCUGGACCGGCGCGAGGCGUCAAACCGGAGUGAGCAGAGGCUGCAAGAGAAGGAAUAAUAAGGGACUUCAUACCAGCGCCGGCACGCGGCCGUCUAACCCGAGGCAAUGGCGUACGAGGAUCUGCGAGACGAGGAGCGCGCUGACGACGGGCGCGACGCGUCGCCGGCCGCCGGCAGCGACGGCAGCUCGGGCAGCUCGGGCGACACGCCGCGGAUCAUGAAGCCGCUGCCGCCGCAGCCGCCCACCGUGCUCGACACGUACUUCGCCGACAACCGGGUGGAGGUGCCGCCCGGAGAGGAGGAGAAAUGGUUCAGCUGGCGCAAGCUGUGGGCGUUUACCGGCCCGGGGUUCCUGAUGAGUAUCGCCUACCUGGAUCCCGGCAACAUCGAGUCCGACCUUCAGUCCGGCACCGUGGCCAGCUACAAGCUGCUGUGGAUGCUGCUCUCUGCCACCGUUCUCGGUCUGAUGGCGCAGCGUCUGGCGGCCCGGCUGGGCGUGGUGAGCGGCAUGCACCUGGCCGAGGUGUGUCACCGCCAGUACCCGAAGCCGGCGCGGCUCGUGCUCUGGAUCAUGAUCGAGGUGGCCAUCAUCGGCUCCGACAUGCAGGAGGUCAUCGGCACCUCCAUUGCCCUCUACAUGCUCUCCAAUAAACUGAUUCCCCUGUGGGGCGGAGUGCUCAUCACUGUCUGCGACACGUUCACCUUUCUCCUGGUCGACAAGUACGGCAUGCGCAAGCUGGAGGCCUUCUUCUGCUUCCUCAUCGCCGUGAUGGGCAUCAUGUUCGGCUAUGAGUACGUGGUCGUGUCGCCGCCCCAGGCGGAUGUCAUCAGCGGCAUGUUCAUACCGGGCUGCUCGGGCUGCGACAGCCGCUCGCUGCUGCAGGCGGUCGGUAUUAUCGGAGCCGUCAUCAUGCCGCACAACCUCUACCUACACUCGGCGCUCGUCAAGUCUCGGCACGUGGACCGGACGCGUCGCUCGCGGAUCCGCGAGGCCAACUACUACUACUUCAUUGAGUCGUGCCUGGCGCUGCUGGUCUCCUUCAUCAUCAACGUCUUCGUGGUGGCCGUGUUCGCCUACGGACUCUUCAACAAGACCAACCAGGACGUGGUGGACGUGUGCAAGGGCACCGGACUGGAUACCAUGUAUCCGGACACAUUCCCCAACAACACGGAGCUGGUGGACGCCGACCUGUUCAAGGGCGGCGUGUUCCUGGGCUGCCAGUUCGGCGUGGCGUGUCUCUACAUCUGGGCGGUGGGCAUCCUGGCGGCGGGGCAGAGCAGCACCAUGACCGGCACCUACUCGGGACAGUUCGUCAUGGAGGGUUUUCUGAACCUGACCUGGCCCAAGUGGAAGAGAGUUCUCGUGACGCGAACCAUCGCCAUCCUACCCACGUUCUUCAUUGCCGUGUACAAGGACAUCAACGACCUAACUGGUAUGAACGACCUGUUGAACGCGCUGAUGAGCCUGCAGUUGCCGUUCGCGCUGCUGCCCACCCUGACGUUCACCAGCUCCGAGCAGAUCAUGGGAGAGUUCCGGAACGGCACGCCGAUGAAGAUAGCGGCCAGCGUGCUGUCUGCGCUGGUGGUGGGCAUUAACAUCUUCUUCGUGGUGUCGUACGUGCGUGACACGCUGCCGGCCGUGUGGUGGGCCGACCUGAUGCUGGCUGUCUCCGGCUUGGCCUACGUGGGCUUCAUCGGCUACCUCACCACCCUGCUGUACGGCGCCAUGGGAGGACUCGGCUUCGACCGGAUCAGGGCACACAUUGUGUACAAUGACUCCGUCCAGAGCCACUCGUGGGACGAGGAGGCCGUCACGGAGGCGCCCAUCUCCUGUGCUGGAGGGAGCGGCGACACCGGGCCGGGUGCUGGCGCCUCGUCUGGUGCCGGCGACACUGCCACAGCCGGCCCUGUGGGCGGACAGUAGCGGUCGACAGUGCCUCUCUGACGGACGUGGCUGGCAGUGGAACAUUCGAGGAUAGAAGUCAACUGUCAGUACUCCGUAUCGGGUCUGUCAGAGAGCUACGACGACGCACUACGCGAACACUGGGAGGCAUCCUCUCGAAGUCCGACUGAGUGACCAUUUAUUUGGGCUUUUUGGUACUGCUGAAUGACUUCUUGAUUGCCUAGUCCUCUCGCUGGAAAAUGCAAACAGCCGGUUUUUCGGGGAUAGAGCUAAAAUUAAUGCUGUUUUUUUUUGUAAACAAAGAACUGUCGUUACCAUUUCAUGCCCCCUAUUGGUAUGCUCGCUAUAAGAAACACAGGCCGCUUAUACUUGUCUGUAACCUGAUUCGGACACCCGAGGGCUUGCACCCGCACGAAAAUGACAACUCCUGAAUCAAUGCAGCAUUCAAUUGUUCCUGUUUUCAGGCUGAUUUGAUCCUGCAGCUACCAAUACUUGCUCUUCUCGUCUGUUACCGGAAGGGCGUGCACACAAGUCAAGUUCUAAUAACCACUUAUCGCUCGUGACGGAUUACGUAACUAGGUGACGUAUUCCAAACGUGCUCGUAUUCAUACCUCAGAUAAUGUGAUGUUUUUGAACAGGCACUUUACUGGCUUCAACGUUUCGUGUUUACUGUUUAUGUUUAAACCAAACCCCACUACUUGCCGUUAUGGGGAGCGGCGGCCGAAGAGCUGCCGUUUCUGCUGCGAGUGCUGCUGCCGAGUCUGAUCAAACAGAGUAUUUUGUCCGCGCGGCGCGCCGCGGUGCCGUCGCCGCACCCUUGUGACCUGCUGGGCUGUGAUAAUCGACAGUGUCUCGGUACGCAGCCAGUGCCCCGGCGACCGGGACAUCAGACAUGGCCGCGACCUGCCGUCGACCGAACGCCGAGAGUACGCGACUGGUAGGCCGCCGACCCUUCCAAACCGGCUGCCUUGUAUAGUGUGUACACUGUACAUUGCCAUCGUGGUGCGGCGUGUGUUGACAUUUGUCGAUUUAAUCGGUUUCCUUGUUUAGCUUGUAUGUCGCCUCCCUAUUUGCUGGCGUUUUAUAUGCUGAAUGGUGGGCCUGUCGGUUUAUAUCGGAUGCUUCGUUUAAGUGUGUGCAAUGGUGAGGGUCCUGGGAUAUGCCUGUGUCUGAUAUUAUAUCCACUCGUAGUGUCUUUUCUUAUAGUUAGUCACCUACUGGUUAUCAGGAACUUGUAUCGAUAAAGGAUUUGCUCUUUUCAUUCUUGCAGCACUUGCAUGGACAGCUGGUUUCUUGCUCACGACGUCUUUAUCCGCAUUUGUAUUGGUAUAACGCCCUCUAUAUUCUAUUUAAUAAUGGAUAUGGUUUUACAUUUUGUGUACAGACUGCAGAAUCCUUCCAACUAACGUAGCUGGCGUGGUGAAAGGAUAUGGUGCAAUGUCAUGAUCGCCUAAUGUCAAUAAACGGUACAUGACUCGAAA